Molecule: messenger RNA, 6899 nt
Organism: Elgaria multicarinata webbii
Lineage: Eukaryota; Metazoa; Chordata; Lepidosauria; Squamata; Anguidae
Gene: ERCC6
Product: ERCC excision repair 6, chromatin remodeling factor
Exons: 22
Coding region: 127-4581 (1484 amino acids)
Biological process (GO): transcription-coupled nucleotide-excision repair
Cellular component (GO): nucleus
Molecular function (GO): ATP-dependent chromatin remodeler activity; ATP binding
Source: RefSeq, a predicted model, not a curated record
GCGAGGAGAGAGGGUUUCCCACGUCGUUCAGCUGCUGGAGAAGGGGGGAAACGCGGGUUCGGCUUUGGAUUCGACGUCUUCGAUGCCAGGACUUUGGACCUGUGGCAGCAGCCAUCUGUCGAAGUGAUGUGCUUUGGGGACGACGACGACGACAUGAGGAUGUCUGCUGAGAAACCUCAGCCAGAAGGUAGCAUUCAAGGACAGAAUCAUGGUACCAGUGGGAGUAAUUCAGGUGAUGCAGAAGUAACAGAAGCCAAGCACGGAGGCGAAUCGCCCACCAGUGAGACUCACAUGGGACACAUUGAGGAAGCACUUGUCUUCGAGAACAAGUUAUCCGCCUCAGCGGCAGAUGCUUCUUCUGGAGCAUUAAGAAAGGGGCCGCUGCUGCUCAUUGACAGGCAGCAAAUACAGUCCGUGGCGCCUGGGGCCCAGGCAGAUGAGCUCAAAGGCCUGAAUGUUGAUGUGUAUGACCAGGAUGUAUUGGAACAAGGAGUCCUUCAGCAAGUAGACAAUGCGAUACAUGAAGCAAAUAAGGCAGUGCAAAUUGCUGAUGCAAAAAAAGAACAGCAGUCUGUAUUGGACGACCUGAGGUCAUGUACAGCGUCCCUGAAACAAAUCACUGCCAUUAUUGAACAAUUUACUCCUCAAGCUGCCUCUAACAAAGAUAUCAAAAGAAAACUAGAUUCCGUGAAGCGGCAAAAAUACAACAAGGAGCAACAGUUGAAAAAAAUUAAAGCAAAGCAAAAGCACCUUCAAGUAAUUCUUGGUGAAGAGGUUCUUGAUGGAAUAAGUGAUGCUGCAUUUGAAGAAGAUGGAGACCCUGGUCCCUCAUCCCUUGGCAGUAUGCUUAUGCCAGUUCAGGAAACUGAAUGGGAGAACCUUAUCCGAACUGGUCAGAUGACUCCAUUUGGAACAAAAAUACCCCAGAAUCAAGGGAGGAAACCUCGCCAGAUAAUGCUAAAUGAGGCGUCCGGUUUUGAAAAAUAUUUGGCAGAUCAAGCAAAGCUCUCAUUUGAAAGGAAGAAGCCCUCUGUUCGAAAGGGGACCAAGCAGAAAGCAUCUCCGGAGAAGAAUCGGUCCAAAGCUCCAGUAAUUCCCGCAAAAACCAAGUGCGACAAGAGGAAAGGCCUAUUAAAAACAGACAGCCGCCUGAAGAAACGCAUGAGGAAGCUUCAGAAUCAUGUUCUUCAGAUCCGGGCAAAGGCCAGACUCCCCAAGGUCAGGGAAGUGGAGGGAGAGGAGCAACAGGAGGGCAGUGAAGAGUCUGAGUACGGGCCUGAUGAAGCUCUCAGCAGUCUAGAGGAGGAAGAGGCUUUUUUCCAAGACAGUGAUGGUGAUGAUUAUAAAGUGAAACCUUUCCCAAAGAGGAAGAAAUAUUCAUUAACCGAGGAAUUCCAAGAAGAAGAAAUGGGUGAUUCUGACUUUUUCCCAAGCUCUGAGGAAGAAGAAGCAGAGGAUAUUGUUGGAAAACGGAGAAUAAAGAAAUCCAGAGAUGAUGGCAAUGAAGAUUUCUAUAAGCAAAGGUUAAGGAGGUGGCACAAACAACAACUAAAAGACAGAAAGGCGCGGCAGAUAGCGGGAGAAGAUUCUGAUGAAAGUGAUGCCGAAUUUCUUGAGGGUUUUAGAGUUCCAGGUUUUCUCUUCAAGAAGCUUUUCAAGUAUCAGCAGACAGGAGUUCGGUGGCUUUGGGAACUGCACUGCCAGCAGGUGGGAGGAAUUCUGGGAGACGAGAUGGGAUUGGGCAAGACCAUCCAGGUUAUUGCUUUCUUGGCAGGUCUGAGCUACAGCAAAAUCAGGACUUGUGGUUCAAAUUACAGGUUCCAAGGACUUGGUCCAACCGUGAUUGUGUGUCCAACCACAGUAAUGCAUCAGUGGGUGAAAGAAUUCCAUACUUGGUGGCCUCCAUUUAGAGUUGCAGUUCUGCAUGAGACAGGCUCUUAUGCCAGCAAAAAGGUGAAACUGAUUCGGGAAAUUGCCGCAUGUAAUGGUAUUUUGAUAACCUCCUAUUCAUAUAUUCGCUUGCUGCAAGAUAACAUCCACGGCUACAAUUGGCAUUAUGUGAUUCUAGAUGAGGGACAUAAGAUACGGAAUCCAAACGCUGCAGUUACAGUUGCUUGCAAACAGUUCUGUACUCCUCAUCGGAUCAUUUUGUCUGGAUCGCCUAUGCAAAAUAACCUGAAGGAGCUGUGGUCCCUCUUUGAUUUUGUAUUUCCAGGAAAACUGGGGACGCUGCCUGUCUUCAUGGAGCAAUUUUCUGUUCCAAUAACCAUGGGUGGAUAUUCCAAUGCCUCCCCAGUUCAGGUGAAAACGGCGUACAAGUGUGCUUGUAUUUUACGGGACACCAUUAACCCCUAUUUGCUGCGGAGAAUGAAGGCAGAUGUCAAAAUGAGCCUCUCGCUACCGGAUAAAAACGAGCAGGUACUGUUUUGCCGUUUGACGGAUGAGCAGCACCAAGUUUACAAAAAUUUUAUUGAUUCCAAAGAAGUUUAUCAGAUUCUCAAUGGAGACAUGCAGAUUUUCUCUGGACUGAUAGCCCUGAGGAAGAUCUGCAACCAUCCCGACAUCUUUACUGGCGGCCCUAAGAUUCUGAAGGGCGUACCUGACGAAGAAUUAAACGAAGAGGAUCAUUUUGGAUUCUGGAAACGUUCUGGGAAAAUGAUAGUUGUGGAGUCUCUGCUGAAAAUAUGGCACAAGCAGGGGCAUAGAGUCCUUCUCUUUUCUCAGUCUAGGCAGUUGCUGCACAUCCUUGAAGCUUUCCUGGAGCAGAGAAGUUAUUCCUACCUCAAAAUGGACGGCAACACAACGGUUGCAUCAAGGCAGCCACUAAUUGCAAAAUACAAUGAGGAUACAUCCAUAUUUGUAUUCCUUCUUACUACUCGUGUUGGUGGGCUUGGUAUUAACCUGACAGGUGCAGACAGAGUGAUUAUCUAUGACCCUGACUGGAAUCCCAGUACAGACACCCAGGCUCGAGAACGUGCGUGGCGAAUAGGCCAAACGAAAGAGGUGACAGUGUACAGACUUCUUACUGCGGGUACUAUUGAAGAAAAGAUUUACCACAGACAAAUCUUCAAACAGUUUCUAACAAACAGAGUGUUGAAAGAUCCUAAGCAAAGGCGCUUUUUUAAAUCCAACGAUCUCUAUGAACUCUUCACCCUGAGCAGCCCAGAUGGGGCUCAGGGGACAGAAACCAGCGCUAUCUUUGCAGGCACCGGUUCUGAUGUUCCAACGCCAAAGUCGCAAUUAAAAGGUAAAGUGGCAAACCUCUCUGAUGUUCCUACAAGGUGUAAUCGUCUUGCAGAGCGUACUUCACCCACGUGCACCAAACUGUCAGAUUCCUCCUCAGCAAGGCAACGUGUUAAUUCACCGACUGCAUCAAUAGAGUCAGCUGGAAAUAUCCAGAGAAACGCGGAAAGGUCUCCAUCUUGUCUUCCUAAAUAUGAUGCUCAGCUGACCGCUGCUGAGAUAGAUGCGUUCACUGGCAUGGAAGAGAAACAUUUAGAAUCAGCUGAGGGACCACUGCCCAGAGCAGAGCUGGAGAAGGAAGGGGCUUCUGAAGACAUGGGAUUGUUGGACUCCUUGCCAACAGGUGAAUCCGGUGAGAAGCGGCGUCCUCUGGUAGAGGAGAAAAACAGUCCUCGCAGGGACCAGGGUGGGAACGUGCAGCCGCGUAAGACUCAUAAGCACACUUCAAAAACAAAACACCAUGAGGGCCAGCCAAAGAAGCCCAAACGGUCCCGAGGGGCCAGGUUCGAGGGUGAGCGGAUUCCUCACCUGGUCAAGCAGAGAAAGUACCGGAAGGAGGACAAUGAGGACGAGAAAGAUCCGAAGAAAAUCGAUGACUAUGUUUUGGAGAAACUUUUCAAAAAGUCAGGAAUUCAUAGCGUCAUGAAGCACGACACCAUCAUGGAAGCCUCCAGCCCAGACUACGUGCUGGUGGAAGCAGAAGCCAGCCGUGUUGCUCAGGAUGCCCUCAGAGCCCUCAAGAUCUCUCGGCAACGAUGCCGGGCCGCUGCUUCUGGUGUUCCCACGUGGACCGGCACCAGCGGCCUGCCUGGCUUGCCAGCAAGAGUAAAAAGCAGGUUUGGUCAGAAGAGGAACCCGAAUUUGGCGAUACCACCUUCUUCCGCUCCAUCUCCGGGAAAGAAAUGCAAGGACACAGAGAGCGGCAGAGAGGAGAAUAAAAACAAAAACAUUUCUCCUGUUCUCUUCGAUGGAAGAGUGGAAGCCGGAGAGUCCUCUUCAGGUGCGCUGAAUUCCUCAUCGUUGCUGGCUAAAAUGAGGGAAAGAAAUCACCUGACCGUGCCCCAGCGAACAGAGAGCCAGGCUGAGGAGAGUCUCCAGCAGCCGGAUGCCCCGGUCACCACAGAGCAUGACGAAUUGCUGGUGGAUGUCCGGAACUUCUUGGCCUUCCAGGCCCACGUGCCAGGUCAAGCGAGCACGCGGGAAAUCCUGCAGGAGUUUGAGUCGAAGCUGACCGUGGAGCAGUCCUGUGUCUUCCGAGAGCUGCUGAGGAAUCUCUGCACUUUCCAUCGGCAGUCAAGUGGGGAAGGACUCUGGCGGCUGAAGCCGGGGUUCUCCUGACAGCUGUUUCGGGGUGCAGAGUUCGCAUCCCUCCCCCCCGGUUCACGUGGUUUUAAUCCUCUUUUGGAAUUAUGCUUCACGAACUGGUGCACGUCACUACGCUUCUGUACGGUGUUUUACGGGAGCAAUGCCUUCUACCUCAUCAUGCAGCAAUAGAAACUGAGCGGACCUUUUCUUAAAAAAGGGGGGGGGGCAGAAGAACCUUGUGGUGGCUGGGACUCAAAAUGGAUUUCUCUUAAGCUUUCUGAUGAAUUAGGGCCAUACAUCCGGACUCCACGAGUGGCUGAUUUAGGGGUGUGUUGCACAUUAGGACACCUCAAUCAAAUGGUUGAACGCAGUACUUAACUCCGUCAGUGGAGAAGAAUUGUUUCCAGUGCAGCGUGGGUUCUUUCAGUGCUGCUCAUUCUUAGGAUCUGUAGCCUGUAGGAGAGAAAUUCUGGCACUAGGAAAACCUCUUCGGGUGUUGGAAAUUGAGAUGGAGCCGGUUUCUAUUUCAGUACUUCGAGGCUCACCUGCUGGGAGUGGCUGAGUGAGAGCACAGGCCUGGUCUUGCCAGGUCCUCUCCUGCUGUGGGCAGGCUGGGGUGUUGUUUUCUCUGGUUACCACUCAACGUGAUGCCGCCAAGCCUGUAGAUUCCUGGCAGCAAAACCUUGCCAGGUCUCCUGCCCACUGAUGCCUCUCUUGGACCCCUUUCAUAGGCUUUGAUCAUCUGUGCUGCAUAGCAGUGGAGGUGGUAGAGCGCAGGUGGGCAAACCCCCCCCUCCCAGACCCUACCUUCUCUUUCUCCCCGUGUCGGUAAGAGAUGAGCUGAUCAGCAGAGGAGGGAUGGGAGCGUGGCCAGGACAAGCUGCCCGUGUUUCUCUUUCUCCAUAGCUGGACUCCUGUGCUGCGCACCACACAGCACGGAAGCUCAACAAGGUGAGUGUAGGGUGGGUGACUGUCAGGCAUGAGAGAAAAGGGUGGGGGGCUUUGGCAGAUGAAUGAGGGAGGUGGGGGAGGCUUAUUUAGAUAUUCAGAUAGAGCCUAGGCAAUAGGGAUGUGUAAGAAAAGAGAGAUUCAUUUCAUUACUUCAUUCAUUUUCUUUCUUAAACCCAUAACUUUUAUUUUUGUUCAGUUUGUGUUACGUUCCCUUUGUGAUCAAUUUCACACAUUUUGGCCAUUCUCAUUUUUUUUUUGAAUGGGAGACUCUCUGGUGCUUUCCCAGCGCCCGUUAACUAGAGGCUUCCAGUUCAGCAUGAAAUUCUCAAGCAUUCUGCCAAAUUUCAGACAGGUGGGUAACUGGGCUCCUGUUUAUAGGCAGUUAAAGAGACAGAUACAAAUCCUAUGCAUGCUUGUUUACGCAGAAGUAAAUCCUACUGAGUUCAAUGAUGCAUGGAUAUAGAAUUGUAGCCCAAAUGUGAACCGCCCAGAGAGCUUCGGCUUUGGGGCGGUAUAAAAAUGUACUAAAUAAAUAAAUAUUUAAAAUUUCAUCUAUUUUUAGACCACAUCCUGGUCAGUAAAUGCAACAAAACUCCAAAACAGUUUUCUAAGUCUUAGGGCCUAGGGAGCUCAAACCCAGGGACGCUCCUGAGCCUUGCAGGGAAAGAAGGGGAGCAAAUCCAGAGCUUGUUGAAGCAAGGUCUGAGAGAGCUGAAGCCAGCCUGAGUGAAGAAGUGAACUCUUCACCGCUUUAGGUGAUGGUGAGACAGCGAAGCCCCAAACACUUCCCCCCCUGCAUGCCUGGGCAAAUGUUGCUCGUGACCUUAAGAAGUCUGGGAAAUAUAUGAACAGGUGGUCUAUCGGAAUCCUAACUGCCUGCCAGCCAGCACUGCUCACGGUAGAUGGGAACCUUUCAGGGUCACUCCAGACAUGGCUUUUUCCGCUGGUGGCAAUGCAAAUGUUUCGUCUGGCCUGUGCGCUCAGCGAUCCUAUGAGAAGGGCAGGAGAAGAAGGAAACCCUGAAACAUCUCUAGAGAGAACAGCCAAGAGUUCGUUUUGUUGGAUGGAGCCUGUGAUUUUUGUAACUUGCAUUGAAUGGGGUUGAUCAGCAAAGCUCCUCAAAUUAGGGUUGCUGCUUUCUCGGGACACGGGCUGGUGGUACUCCGUUCAAUGGAAUACUUCCUGUAUUUAUUCCCCAGCAAGAAAUUGUCUAAUGUGUCAAGAAUUCACUAACAUUAAAACAGUUUGUAAUAAUCAUCACUUCUACAAUCUAAUCUGUGAUCAAUUACUAACUUUGCUCACUGUGAACGAGGUUUGUGUUACAGGUCAUUCAUCUAAAGCAACCUUCCCCAACCUGGUGCCCUCCAGAUGUGUUGGGCUAUCCACGGCGCCGUUAUUUA